This is a messenger RNA of Caenorhabditis briggsae, 246 nucleotides long. The transcript has 3 exons. Lineage: Eukaryota; Metazoa; Nematoda; Chromadorea; Rhabditida; Rhabditidae. Bases 1 to 246 code for a protein of 81 amino acids. The record is from RefSeq and is a predicted model, not a curated record.
AUGAGCUCCACUUCUGAACUUGAAAAGGUCCGAGCUGGUCUUCGACCAGUCUCCACCAAGCCGUCGACCAAGAUCGAAGCUGCAAUCCACGCUGAAAAGGGAGUCGUCAAGACCAAGGCAGAAUUCUUCGAGAAGAAGAUCAAAGAGAUGAGCUUGACAAAUGAGGAACUCGAGAAAAUGCGUGUUGAAAAAGAAAAAGCCGAUAGAAAAGCAGCCUUCAAACUUUUGAUUAAGAAGUUUCAGUGA